This is a messenger RNA of Zea mays, 1264 nucleotides long. The record is from RefSeq and is a predicted model, not a curated record. NCBI's taxonomy places the organism in Eukaryota, Viridiplantae, Streptophyta, Magnoliopsida, Poales, Poaceae.
AGCAAGCUCACAAGUUUUGCUUGCCGUGCGUGCUCGCAGUCUUUGCCCCCAAGACACAAGCUAGCCACACCAUCGAUCGGUACCGCACGGCUACGCGUACAACUCCUGAGCAAGACUCAUAAGCAAGAUCAUGAUCAUUGCUAGCUGGCCCCACUGUAACUAGCAAUCCAAAUGAAAGCGCAAGCCACAAGCCAUGAGGGCAGUUCAGUCUGCACAGAUCAACUCCAACUCCAACCAAGAAAUAGCAUCGAAAUGCUAAAGCAAUAGCAAAUGAAGCCUAGUAGCUAGGGAGCAGAAAGCCUGAAGAGAGACGAGACGAGACGAUGCAGCUGGAGAAGGGGUCCCUGGACCUGGUGCUGGUGCCAUGCGGGCUGGUGGUGAUGCUGAGCUACCACCUCCUACUCCUCUACCGCAUUCUCCGGCAUCCCGCCACGACCGUGAUCGGCUACGAGAACCACAACAAGCUCGCCUGGGUGCGGCGCAUGGUGCAGGCGACCCCCGACGAGACGGGGCUGGCGCUGAGCGUCAUCUCCAGCAACAUCUCGGCGUCCACCAACCUGGCGUCGCUGUCCAUCGCGCUGGGCUCCCUCAUCGGCGCCUGGGUCAGCAGCACCACCAAGAUGUUCAUGACGGAGCUCGUCUACGGCGACCGCAGCCAGUCCACGGCCACCGUCAAGUACUACGUGCAGGCCAGCUUCCUCGUCACCACCCUCGACUCCGACGUGCCGGCGACCUACGUGCAGCACGCCGUCAUCCGGGGCGGCAACUUCUGGUCCAUGGGCCUCCGGGCGCUCUACCUGGCCACCACGCUGCUCAUGUGGGUCUUCGGGCCCAUACCCAUGUUCGCCUGCUCCGUGCUCAUGGUGCUCAUCCUGCACAUGCUGGACACCAACUCCCUGCCCCUGCACCAACACCAAUUCACAGUUAGGAAACGGCAAGCUCUCACGCCAACCAUCGCCACGACUACGAGACAGCAGACCAGUCCGCAGAACCCAAUGCUCAGCAACCCGGUCUUGUCACCUGUUACCUUUUUCACUUGAGACAAUCAUUGCAGAACCUGAAUUUUCAUUAAUGUUGAACUACAAAAAUUUCAUUACAGAUAUUGUUUCCAAAACUAGGACAAGUUCUCCCUUUGUUACUUCUUUAUCUUCAUAGAAGAACAGUGGGGACAUUGGGAUCAUUCCCAUUGGACUCAGUAGUUUUCUUCUUGCCUCGCUUCUUGAGCUUCUUUUUGAAUCUGAACUGUUCCUUCAUGUUCUUCUCC